This is a messenger RNA of Diplodia corticola, 1416 nucleotides long. RefSeq lists its product as uncharacterized. The coding region runs from base 1 to 1416 and encodes 471 amino acids. The record is from RefSeq and is a predicted model, not a curated record. The transcript is spliced from 2 exons. Lineage: Eukaryota; Fungi; Ascomycota; Dothideomycetes; Botryosphaeriales; Botryosphaeriaceae.
AUGGCACACCCCGCGCAGCAGCCACCGGCAUAUCAGGAAAAUGGCAGCAAGCUCCCUGAAGCCCUGUCUUGCGCGGUCGAACUUCCCACUCCCCCCUCCGGAGAGCCAUCUUCCCGCUCAAGGUCCUCCACCAUGGGCAGCACUAGCAUCUCGAAGCCCAUAGUCAUCCCCCAAAGCAUCAACAUGUUCUACGUCCGGUCCUUCUCGCCCUUCGCGCGGGCGUACGCGCCCGCGCUGGCGACGCUGCGCCCGUCGCCCAUCUCGCAGGACGACUUCCUCGCCUUCAUCGACGGCCUCAACGACGCCUUCAUGAUGCACCCCUUCUUCCAGGCCGGCUUCGUCGCCGGCGGCGCCGUCAUGUCGGCGCCCAUCCUGCCCGUGCAGAUCGCGGGAGGCGGCCUCCAGGCGCUCGCCGCCCUCGGCUCCGGCGCCGUCACCCUCGUGCGCGCCAGGCAGUACCUCAAGAAGGCCAACGCCGAGCUGUUCGCCCCCCGCGGCCUCGCCGUGCGCACGUGCACGACCAAGCGGAUGCUGCAGGCCGUGGGCCGCGGCGGAGACAAGAAGCUCUCGUUCCUGGCCGGUAGCGGUGGUGGUGGUGGUGCUGCGGGCGAGGAUGAGGAUAUUGACGUCGACGAGCUGCUGGCGCAGCACUACGCCGAAGCCGAAGCCGCCGCCGCCGCCGCUACUACUUCCUCAUCUCCUCCCACCACCACCAGCACCAGCCGCUUCGCCCGCCCCUCCUCCCACCGCCGCCACGCCAGCACCUCAUCCAUCCCCACCUCCAGUUCCACCACCGCCUCUGCACACCUCAACCUCCUCCACGCCCGCCGCCUCCGCCCCCUCUCCGGCUCCGUCUCGCCCGUGACCUUCGACGUGCCGCCCGCUCCCUUGCCGCAGAGCGCGCUGAAGCGCUACUCGACGGCGCCGACGCGGUGGAUGAACGGGCGGUCGGCGCGGGCGCUGGCGGCGGGGCGCGAGAAGGGGAUGCGGCUGCGGCGGGAGAAGGCGGCGGAGCUGGACGGGGAGCUGAGCGCGCUGAGGGGGGAGAUUGAGGGGUUGAUGGUGGGGAGGGAGGAUAGGACUGGGGAGGAGGAGACUGGGGAGGAGGGGACUGGGGAGGAGAGUGGGGUUGUUGUGGGGGGUGGGGAUGGUGGUGAUGGGGGGCCGCGGCACCAUGAGCGGAUGGCGAGUCGGGAGCUGGCGGUGAGCUUGGAGGAGAAGAGGGCGCAGAUGAUUGGGGAGAUUCGGAAGGCGGGCGAGAAGAAGAUCAGGAAGAGCGACAGGAAGGAGGAGAAGAUGGCGAAUAGGGUGCUUUGGAUUGUGAUUACGAGGCUGGGGGAUGCGCCGACAGAGGAUGAAGACCUAGAGCUGGACUUGUCGGACCGGGCGAGUCAGGCGAGCGGUGCGAGUCGCUAA